Messenger RNA from Esox lucius (northern pike), 5251 nucleotides. RefSeq names its product erythrocyte membrane protein band 4.1 like 4A (gene epb41l4a). The coding region runs from base 379 to 2406 and encodes 675 amino acids. Gene Ontology annotation, molecular function: cytoskeletal protein binding. The record is from RefSeq and is a predicted model, not a curated record. The transcript has 24 exons. Gene Ontology annotation, cellular component: cytoskeleton. Lineage: Eukaryota; Metazoa; Chordata; Actinopteri; Esociformes; Esocidae.
CGCUCCUUAGCAACGGACUGUCUGCAAUGCUGAAGAGUGGCGAGGGUUUUGGCUCCCUUUUUUUACCAGACAAGUGCAGGCUACACAUCUGUCUUCACUUUUAGUGUUGCCGGAUAUAAGACAAAUACAAAUGAAAGAGUUCUAGAUCAAAAAUCGGAUGCAUUUUACAAUAUUUUUUCUACCAUGUCUUCCUAUGAAUAUUAUACCUGGAGGACACUGAAGAUCGCAUAACUAAUGUGCUUAUUGGACUCAGGGCCAGGCUAAAGGAAGGAAACUUGCGAGCCGUCACAAUAAGAAGAUUGGCUGAUGAAUAAAUAGCGACUUUCAUUUACUCAUAAUAAUAGUCCAUCAUUUCGAUUUUCUCCGAAAAGAGAAGACAUGAGUUGCUUCUGUGCUACCCAAGAGGAGUUUUAUUGUGAAGUUUUACUGUUGGAUGAAACCAAAUUGACGUUAACCACUCAACAGCAAGGAAUAAAGAAGUCCACUAAGGGGUCGGUGGUGCUGGACUUUGUGUUCAACCAUGUGAACCUGGCAGAGACAGACUACUUUGGGCUUCGCUACUGUGACCGCAGCCACCAGACGUAUUGGCUAGACCCCUCGAAAACCCUUUCAGAACACAAAGACUUAAUAACGACAGGGCCUCCAUACACUCUCUACUUUGGGGUCAAGUUCUAUGCGGAGGAUCCCUGCAAGCUAAAAGAGGAAAUAACCAGAUACCAGUUUUUCCUGCAGGUGAAGCAGGACAUACUACAGGGUAGAAUUCCAUGUCCCUUUGACGUCAGCGCACAGCUGGCAGCCCUCGCCAUACAGUCCGAGCUUGGCGAAUACGACCCGUACAAACACGUGCCAGGGUACGUGUCAGAGUACCGCUUUGUCCCGGACCAGAAAGAGGAACUUGAGGACGCCAUCGAGAGGAUCCACAAAACGUUAACGGGUCAGGUUCCCUCCGAAGCUGAAGUCAAUUAUUUAGGCAUUGCCAAAACACUGGAUAUGUACGGAGUCGACCUUCACCCUGUGUUUGGGGAGAAUCAGUCUGAAUACUUCCUGGGGUUGACACCGGUUGGAGUUGUUGUUUACAAAAACAAAACCCAAGUCGGGAAGUAUUUCUGGCCAAGAAUAACAAAAGUGCAUUUUAAAGAAUCACAGUUUGAGCUUCGAGUCGUUGGAAAAGAUUGCACGGAGACGUCAUUCUUUUUCGAGGCGCCUAAUAAGACGGCUUGUAAACAUCUGUGGAAGUGCUGCGUCGAACAUCACACUUUCUUCAGGAUGCCAGAAAAUGAUGCUAACACACUGACAAGGAAACUAUCAAAAUUUGGUUCCCUGGGAUCCAAACAUCGGUACAGUGGAAAGACUGCUAUUCAGAUGAGCAGAGAUCCAUCGAUUAGUCUUCCGCGGCCAGACCAGCAUGUGGUCAGGACCCACAGCAAGACCUACCCCAAGAGGCUGCUCCAGACGACAGGGUUGAACAAUGGGAGCCGGUCCAACCCGAAGACAGAGAAUAAGACGAUUGCACCUUCACCUGUAAAGAGCUCCAAACUUAUGAAGGCAGAGAAUGGUGGUCCAGAGGAACAGCGAGGGAAGCCCAGUGCACCAUGGGAUGAGAAUGCCCCACAAAGUGGGCUGUACAACACGGCCAACGAGCGUACAAAGUCCCCCAAAUUCCCUGCGGCUCGUGGGCGCACGCCGCCGGUGGGCAGCGACAAUGAAGUGUCCCAGAACAGGUGCAGGAAAGGCCAGGCCAGUGAUCCAACAGAUCCCCAGCAUCAGAACAAACAGAGGAGAAGGUCACGUUCCCGUGGCAACACCAGUAGUGGCAGCGAGUCUGAGAACUCGACCCGGGAACAUCGUAAAAAGAGGAACCGGUCUCGUCAGGAGAAUGAGAUGGUGGACUCUGGUCCUCAGUGGGAAGCUGUUCUCCGUCGUCAGAAGGAAAGGUCCCAAAACGACCCAAACCACCGACGCUCACGACACCGCUCUCGAUCGCGGAGUCCAGACGUGCAGGCCAAGGAGCAGUUGUGGAAACACAUCCAGAAGGAGCUGGUGGACCCUGCUCCAGACCUCACAGAGGAACAGCUGAAGGAGAUUCCCUACAAGAAAGUGGAAACCCAAGGAGACCCUAUCAAAAUCCGGCACUCUCAUUCUCCCCGGAGCUUCCGCCAAUACCGACGUUCCCAGUGCUCCGAAGGGGAGAGAUCCGUGCUGUCAGAGGUCAACGCCCGGACAGACCUGGUGCCCCCCUUACCUGUGACACGUACGGCAGACAUCCCAGGGUCCAACUCAACCCCCUCUCAGAAGAAGCACGGCUCCAAAGACACCCUGCUGUCAGAGAUCACAGAGCAUGAUAUGAAGAGCAGCGCCAAGGUGGUGAAGACCGUCCACACGCCCCGGGCCAAAGUCGACACGUGACCUGACCAUUGGGCCACCGCUAACAAAGUCUGUCAAGAACGGCCUGGUUUCUUUUCCCCAAAAAAGAACCUGUUAAAUACAUGGAGGGCGUUGUAUAGAGCUGAGCGGCUGCACUGUACAGCAGUAACCAACCCCACCUUGGAGUACGUGUGUGUGUGCAUGUGUGUGCGUGACUGCGUGUCUGUGUGUGUGUUUGAUAAUGCAUGGUCAGAAAGUACACAGUUGGGCUGUCUAUUGGAGCGCACCACAGGAUCUAGGAUGUAUUUGUGUCAAAUAGCUAACUCCACGCCCCAGACUGUACAUGUCCAACUGGGACUAGAUUGGGUGGGGGAAAAUAUACAGUAGCUAAUGAGGAGGGUUGUUCUAUACUCAGUAUAACUCCUUCAGAGGUUCUUCAAAUUAAAUCAAUGAAGAUAACUCUUAUCAAUGAUUUAAAGAAUCCUUUACAAGGGGAAUAACUUAAAGGGUAGCUAGUUUCAACCGGUCUUGGAGGGCUGAAACACUUCCAGUUUGUAUUUUCUCCUAGUAAGGGACUUAUUCAGGCCUCCAGGACCAGUCAAACGGCCAUAUAGCUCAGUGGCUAAGUUCAGUAGCUCUCCAUAUUCAAUUUUAAGAAUACCCAAAUGAUCUGCCAGGAAUAUUUCUGUUUUACACUUAGGUUACCAAAAGGUUCAACCAGAAACAAAAAAAAUCUGGAAAGUUUUUCUCCACCAGGACAGCUAAAGAAAACUUUUUUGUGUGUGACUUGGUAUAGAACUGGUCAUAACAUUUAAACUUAAGCUGAUCAUUAAGGGCUCAUUCAAUCAAACCUGCAUUGCAGUAUCUACAGAGUAGCUCUUUUUCCAAUGGUCAUUCACGGACUGGUGUUGGGUACUGUAGAAAAUCCUAGAAGACCAUUUGACUAAAAGGUUCUGUCUAUAUGAAACAUGGUUCUACAAUAAUGAGCACCAACAUUUUCACAUCUCACAAUUGUUUUGCAGUGAAUUCUUCGUUCAUAAUCUGAUAUGGUCCUCACCUUAAUGUUAUUUUAUGGGUUCAAAUCCUGAGGCCUUUGCAGGUAUUACCUUCAUGUUUUAUCUGGGUUCAGGUUUCGAUCAGCGCAUAAUUAAAUACUUCUUAUAAAAUCAACAGAAAUGUAGAGACAUUUACAGAUUUAUUUUGUCAUUAUUUUAUUUUUAAAGAUGUAUUUUUUGACACUGGUUGUAAAAUGCACAUAACCACAACAUAUUUCAAAUUUCACCCAAAUGGGGAGGUUUAAAACAAUUUGUUAUUUGAAGCAACAGACUUCAUUUUUAAAUGAAGAGAAUAUAUCCUAUAUCCUAGCAACAUUGCUAAAGCUUAGCUCUGUAAACUGAUAGUUUGGGAUCUCUGACAGCCAAAUUCAGAGAAGUAUUUGAUAUUUUCUAUCAUGGCAUUUGGUAAGUAAAAAAAAAUUAAGAGCAAAAGAAAGAGACGUGUCUCUUCAAUGGGCCUUAAACAUGCUCUAAGCUAACUGUAUUUAUUUUUUGUUCACCGUAAAGAGCUUAGGUUAUGGUAAAACACAUCAAAGUUAAAUAGGACAAUAACCUAUGAUAUGAUUCAUCUUAUAGCACCAAUUUUCGAACGUGUUCACACAACCACAACUUUAUUUAUGACGUGUAUUUGGUGUGAUACAUCACCUCUGAAAAAAGGAGCCCCUAAAGACCAGCUUAAUGUAUACAUGUAGCCUAAACGCUACAUUUUUGACCGAAGUGUCCCAACAUCUCAAAGUACUACCAGAUGUCAAAAAGGUAUUAAAUACAAAAAUGGUGUGACUAUAAGUGCAAAUGUUGUAAAUAAAGAAUGUGUAAAUAUUGCUGUGGUGGGUUCGAAUGAAUCCCAGCCUUUUUCCAAAUAAGAAUGAAACUGGGUUGUGUGGAGAACAGAGCACAGCUAGAUCUGACUGAGAUCAGUUAUUGACUGGGUUGUGUGGAGAACAGAGCACAGCUAGAUCUGACUGAGAUCAGUUAUUGACUGGGUUGUGUGGAGAACAGAGCACAGCUAGAUCUGACUGAGAUCAGUUAUUGACUGGGUUGUGUGGAGAACAGAGCACAGCUAGAUCUGACUGAGAUCAGUUAUUGACUGGGUUGUGUGGAGAACAGAGCACAGCUAGGUCUGACUGAGAUCAGUUAUUGACUGGGUUGUGUGGAGAACAGAGCACAGCUAGAUCUGACUGAGAUCAGUUAUUGUUUCACUAGGCAUCUGCCUCUGUAUUGAUUUGAUUUGCAUUAUCAAUAUACAGUAUUAAAACAGUGUUUCACUCAUCCACGUUGAGCUCCAUAAAGACGCUGAGUCUGCCUCUGAAAAGACGCCUGGUUCCCUUCAUAGGGCACCACUUUUGAACUGACCCAUAUGGCCAUUGGUUGAAUGUAGUGGUCAAAAUAGUGGAUAGGGUGGCAUUUUGGGAACUGUUACUGGGGUUUUCAUGUUUUGUAUUGUCAGGUCAGGUGUGUUUACUCAAAGUACUCUCUACUGUAGGAAUAUUUGCUGCUGGACCCGAACAUUUUUUGCACAUCAAUGCUAUAUAACUGUUUUGUCUUUUUCUCUGCUGUUUAAGAAGUACAAAAUAAUACAAAAAAGACUUAGAACUGUGUAGCUACACUUAGUAGUUAAACUGGAAUUUCAGUCAUUUUAAAUAAAAACAUUCCCUAUGUCCUUUAUUGUGUUAUGCACUUUUUCCCCAUGUUCAAAAGGCUGUACUGAGUCGUCUAGGGUACUGUUUAAAACCUGACAACUACUACCAGGUCAGUCCCUCUUACAGGUCUGCUUUAGGUUUGUGUGUUUGCAGGGGAUUGAAUGUAGUAAAUAAAGACAUGGAGUAAACAUU